This is a messenger RNA of Heterobasidion irregulare TC 32-1, 690 nucleotides long. RefSeq lists its product as uncharacterized. The coding region runs from base 1 to 690 and encodes 229 amino acids. The transcript is spliced from 6 exons. Lineage: Eukaryota; Fungi; Basidiomycota; Agaricomycetes; Russulales; Bondarzewiaceae. The record is from RefSeq and is a predicted model, not a curated record.
AUGGAUAUAUCAGUCGCAGUUUCGACCAACCACUACCUCUGGAACGAUGUUAUCGUUAAGAUACAAGAAAUUGCGCAAGCUGUUGAGGCGGAACAUGCCAGUCUCGCAUCCAGAGUGAAGGAGCUGGAGGUUGAGUUGUCCGUCUGGAAGCAAGCCCACGCUACAUCACGAGAUGCCGCUGAGCGCCAAAUAAAGGCUCGCGAUGAGCAACUUCAUGCUAUGAAGCAACCCAAUGGUGGCCCAAGCAUCACUUACGAAAAAUCUUUGAUACUUUGUAUCAUCGAUGGCACCAAGACCAUAUUCUCUCCCGCAUAUUUCAAGCAAGGCGAGGAAGGCGGCCAACAGGCUGCAGAGGAACUCACUCGAGGCAUCCAACAGCAUCUCGCGGAUGACAAGGAUAUUGGGCCGCAGGGUUUCUCCCUGUGGACGUCCCUAUACAUCAAUAAGCGGGAACUCGCAGACGAUAUGGUCGUCAAUGGGCAUUGUACUGCCGCCCAGUUCGAGCGGUUCUGUGUAGGCUUGAGCCAGACUUCUUCUCUCACUAUCGUCGACGUCGCGAACAAGAAAGGGGUCGAUGUUAAGAUCAAGGAAUAUAUCAAGACUUUCGCGGGUCUUCCACAAACGCUUCGAAUCAUUUACUGUGUACAGGAGGCUCCAGCGUCGAUUUGGCCUGUAUCGUCGACUCGCUAG